UUUCCCGUCGACUUCAACCAAGUAUACCACAGCAACGUCCGCCUCAACGCUAGUUGGCUGGGUUAUCGGGUACGCCACAAGGCCCAGCUGGCUGGCAGGCGUGAGACUGCUGCUAUAUGGUUAUACGGAUACUGGCUUUGCCGGAAAUGUCACGAGUCAAUGACUAACUCUGAUGCCCUCCGCAUUGACGGCACAGCUCACAUCGUUACACACCUCCGCAAUAAGCAUCAAAUCGACCCCAAAACAGGCCUUGUUCUGGAUGGGAAACCUCCCCCUGAGGACCCCUGGGCAGCUGCACGCACUGCUGGCUCAUCUACCUUCACUGCACACACCCCU
Messenger RNA from Macroventuria anomochaeta, 336 nucleotides. RefSeq lists its product as uncharacterized. The transcript has 2 exons. The record is from RefSeq and is a predicted model, not a curated record. The annotation marks the transcript as partial. NCBI's taxonomy places the organism in Eukaryota, Fungi, Ascomycota, Dothideomycetes, Pleosporales, Didymellaceae.